GUAUUGUUAUUCUUAUUCAGUGUUCAAUUGUCUCGUUUGAUUACAAUUGUACAGGAUAGAUUCGCCUUCUAACAUUCUGCAUCACGUUGCACCUAAGCCAUCCCUUAUAAAGCAAGGUUAUCGGCAUCCCCCAAAGGUUUCGGAAUAUUUAACUUUUACGGAUUUCAUAAUCUUCGUAAAUCAUAAUAAGCAAGAGCGAGGAGAACAAGAAAAAACAGAAGAGCACACUCUUUCCAUCAUGCCCGUCGUAUCAGCAGCUCGGUACGGAAAGGACAAUGUCCGCGUGUACAAAGUCCAUAGGGAUGAGGCGACGGGUACGCACACUGUCACGGAGAUGACCGUAUGCUGUUUACUCGAGGGGGACAUCGAAUCGUCGUACACGGUGGCGGACAAUAGCGUUGUCGUGGCCACCGACUCCAUGAAGAACACCAUCUACAUCAAAGCCAAGGAGCACCCCGUAAACCCGCCGGAACUGUACGCCAGCUACUUGGGACAGCAUUUCCUAGACCAAUACGCCCACAUCCACGCCGCCAACAUCAGCAUAGCCGUAAAGCGGUGGUCCCGCAUGAUCAUCGACGGAAAGGAGCACCCCCACAGCUUCUACCGCGACGGCGAGGAGACUCGCAACGUCGAGGCCCGUAUUACCCGCCAGGGAAUCGAGCUCACGAGCGGCAUCGCGGGGCUCCUGGUGCUGAAAAGCACCGGGUCCGCCUUCCACGGCUUUAUUCGCGAUGAGUACACCACGCUCCCCGAGACCUGGGAUCGCAUCCUCUCGACCGACGUCGACGCUACUUGGAGUUGGAACACUCUACCUAGCGUGGCGGCGGUCGAGCAGAAGGUGGGCCAGUUCGACAAGGCUUGGGAAGACGCCCGUAAAAUCACCAUGAAGACCUUUGCCGAAGAGAGCAGUCCUUCGGUCCAGCAUACCAUGUACAAAAUGGGCGAGCAGAUCCUCGAGGCCGCGUCUGAGGUCAAGUCGGUCACUUACGCGCUGCCCAACAAGCACUACUUUGAGAUCGAUCUAUCCUGGCACAAGGGUCUUAAGAACACGGGCAAGGACGCCGAAGUAUACGCGCCGCAGUCCGGACCCAACGGUUUGAUAAAAGUCGAAAUCUCACGCUCGUAGACGCUAUUUUGUUUUAUUACCUAUACAGAUUUGUAUCAUGUCUUCGGCGUAAUGCGCGGGCCUGCGAUUGUUUUUUUUUUUUUUUAAUUCCGUAAUUAAUUAUC
Daldinia decipiens is the source of this 1230-nucleotide messenger RNA. Its product is annotated as uricase. The transcript is spliced from 2 exons. The record is from RefSeq and is a predicted model, not a curated record. Bases 239 to 1126 code for a protein of 295 amino acids. Gene Ontology annotation, molecular function: urate oxidase activity. Lineage: Eukaryota; Fungi; Ascomycota; Sordariomycetes; Xylariales; Hypoxylaceae. Gene Ontology annotation, cellular component: peroxisome. Gene Ontology annotation, biological process: urate catabolic process; purine nucleobase catabolic process.